Linum tenue is the source of this 648-nucleotide messenger RNA. Lineage: Eukaryota; Viridiplantae; Streptophyta; Magnoliopsida; Malpighiales; Linaceae. The record is from the annotation of a GenBank genome assembly.
AUGAUUGUUGUUCCUGGUUCGGCACAACAGGCAGUAAACAAUCAGCAAGGUAUUGAAGCACAACCGACUGCCAAUAUCAGUGUAACAAAUCCUGAUGAAGAAGAGGUAAUUCGGUUGGGACGUCUUAAAAGUAUAGUGUGGAAACACUUUACGAAAAUAAGAGUUAAGGGUGUAAUUAAAGCUAAGUGUUACUAUUGUAAGAAGAUGCUUGGUGGUGAAUCUGGGAAUGGCACUUCUCACUUGAAAAGUCAUGUUAGGACUUGUAUGCAGAGGAGGAUUCAAGAAGGAAAACAAAAAGUACUUGGCCCUAAUUUUGUUGCAAAGGGGAAAAGGGAAAUGGUAGCAAGUCAAUUUGAUGAUGAGGUUUCUAGAAAUGAGCUUGCCAUUGCCAUUGUUAUGCAUGAGUAUCCUUUAUCAUUGGUGGAGGAUUUGUACUUCAAACGUUUUGUGUGCUCUCUUCCGCCUUUGUUUAGUGUUCCAUCAAGGAAAACUACGAAGAAGGAGAUUUUUAAGAUCUAUGUUUAUGAGAAGAGUAAGAUUCAACAGUUGGUUGACAACAAUAAGGGAAGAAUUGCCAUCACCAAUGAUAUGUGGACAACAAGCAACCAGAAAAAAGGGUUACAUGGCUGUUACAGCCCAUUAUGUUGA